Molecule: messenger RNA, 2617 nt
Organism: Rhodamnia argentea
Lineage: Eukaryota; Viridiplantae; Streptophyta; Magnoliopsida; Myrtales; Myrtaceae
Product: ankyrin-3
Exons: 4
Coding region: 169-2496 (775 amino acids)
Molecular function (GO): protein binding
Source: RefSeq, a predicted model, not a curated record
GGCGCUCACUUCUUUUGAAGGCUUCCCCCCCCUCUCUCUCUCUAUCUAAGCUCGCGUUUCUAGAGAUAGAGAGAGAAAUCCGAAGGAGAGACGCGCUACGCAUAACAUAAUCCCCCACAUCGAGCGAUAGGGAUUUUGAUUUCGGAGCGCACGCGGAGCACGCCACUGAUGCUGCAGAGGAAGCGCGAGACGACGGUGCUCGGAGCUCUGGCGCCGCCCCGGCCCGCGAUGCUGCCGGCGUUCAGCGGGAGGCAGGUGGUCCCCGUCGACUGCGCCGCGGAGGUCUCGCAGCGCCUCCUGGAGGCCACCCUCGGCGGCGACUCGGAAUCGGCCGUCGAGUGCCUCGCCGACCCGCUCGUCGACGUCAACUACGUCGGGGCGGUGAGCCUCAAGACCAGGAAGGCCGAAGUCGUCCUGCGCGGCGAGUCCGCCGCUGAGGUCCGCGUGGAGCACGAGGAGUUCAGGACGGACGUCUCGGCUCUGUUCCUCGCCGUCCACGUCGGCAACGUGGCCCUGGUGAAGAAGCUCCUGAGCGUAGGAGCUGAUGUGAACCAGAAUCUCUUCAAGGGUUGUGCAACCACCGCAGCGGUACGGGAGGGCCAUCAUGAGAUUCUGGAGAUCUUAUUGAAAGCUGGGGCCACUCAGUCAGCCUGCGAGGAGUCUCUGUUGGAAGGGAGCUGUCAUGGACGGGCAAGGCUUGUGGAGCUCUUGAUGGGCUCCGAUCUUAUUCGGCCUCAUGCCGCUGUGCAUGCUCUUGUCACCGCUUCCUGCAGGGGGUUUACUGAUGUGGUGGACACUCUCAUCAAGUGUGGAGUGGAUCCAAGUGCAUCUGAUCGAUUUCUUCUCAAGUCAUCCAAGCCGUCUCUGCAUAUAAACAUCGACUGCACUGCUCUUGUUGCUGCUGUUGUUAGUCGCCAGGUCACUGUUGUCCAUCUGCUAUUACAGGCUGGUGCAAGAACGGAUGUCGAUGUAAGACUUGGAGCAUGGUCAUGGGACAAAGCUUCUGAUGAAGAGUUUCGAGUUGGUGCUGGACUAUCUGAGCCUUAUCCCAUCACCUGGUGUGCAGUGGAGUAUUUUGAAGCUAGUGGUACUAUCUUGCGCAUGCUUCUCCAGCACAUAUCCCACAAUAAGAGUCAUCAUGGAAGAACUCUCCUCCAUCAUGCCAUCUUGUGCGGCAACUUAGGGGCUGUACAUGUGCUUCUAAAAUCAGGUGCCGACAAAGAAACUGCCAUUGUUACGGCUGUUAAAACCGGCAUUCGUCCAGUGCACUUGGCUGCCCGUCUUGGUCUUUCAACAAUUCUUCAAUGCUUAAUUGACUUUGGCUGUGACUUGAACUCCAGGACAGCUUCUGGUGACACGGCUCUGAUGAUCUGUGCAAAAUAUAAGCACAGGGAGUGUCUUAAGAAUCUGGCCAUGGCUGGCGCAGAUUUUGGCCUUACCAAUAUAUUCGGUCAAUCUGCGAGUUCAAUUGCCGGAUCCAACCGGUGGUCCCUUGGGUUUCAACAAGCAGUAGUAGAUGUGACCCAAGCUGGAAAGAUUCCUUAUUCCAGCAAUCAUAUUAUUUUCUCCCCAUUGCUAUUAGCAGCCCAAGCCGGUGACACUGAGGCCUUAAAAGCUCUCAUUGGUUCUGAAGCCAUCAACCUUGACUACCAAGAUGAAAAUGGCUUUUCAGCCGUCAUGAUUGCUGCUCUCAAGGGCCACGUCGAAGCAUUCGGCUUGCUGGUCUACGCUGGGGCAGAUGUUAAGCUAUUCAACAAAGCUGGCGAAACUGCAAUUACCAUAUCUAAACUGAACCCGAACAGGGACCUGUUUGAGAAGGUCAUGCUGGAAUUUGCGCUCGAAAAGGGCAGUUGCAGCGCGUGGGGAUUCUACGCUUUACAUUUUGCAGCUCGGCAUGGAGAUCUUGAUGCAGUCAAACUACUGGUGAGCAGAGGUUACGACGUCAACAUCCCAGAUGCGGACGGGUACACUCCUCUGAUGUUGGCUGCAAGGGAAGGUCACAUGUCCAUGUGCCAGCUUUUGAUAUCAAGUGGGUCACGUUGUGAUUUCAAGAACUCUUCAGGUGAAACCGCCCUCUCAGUUGCAAGGAAAAAUAGCGGCACGGUAAAUGGCACGGUCAGUGUGAUUCUGGACGAGCUUGCCCGUAACGUUGUUUUGGGCGGUGCUCGAGUAUGGAAACACACCAAAGGAGGUAAAGGAACUCCGCACCAGAAAGAUGUGAGGAUGGUCAGAAACUCGGGAGUGCUGAGGUGGGGGAAAUCUAGCCACAGAAACGUAAUGUGUCGACAGGUUGAGGUCGGGCCAAGCCCGACCUUUCAGAAAAACAGGCUGACGAAAGGUGGCACUGAUGAUCGUGGGAUUUUCAGGGUGGUGACAUCCGGGAACAAGGAGGUUCACUUUGUUUGUGAGGGUGGAGCGGAGGAGGCUGAACUCUGGGUCCGAGGCAUAAAGCUUGUUACCAGAGACAUUACUUUUGGCAACCAGAGGACACCAUGACUCUGCACGAUCUUGAUGUACAGAUUUUUAGGAUUGGAGCUUGAUGCAUAUUCCAAAUUCAGAUUGCAGUGGUUGUAAAUGUUUCCCUAUCUUGUAUAAUUUCUCAUUAGAAGGGCUCCAU